Messenger RNA from Frankliniella occidentalis (western flower thrips), 3022 nucleotides. RefSeq lists its product as uncharacterized. Lineage: Eukaryota; Metazoa; Arthropoda; Insecta; Thysanoptera; Thripidae. The coding region runs from base 295 to 2553 and encodes 752 amino acids. The transcript is spliced from 7 exons. The record is from RefSeq and is a predicted model, not a curated record.
CACAACAAUAAACUUCCCUUGGCAAAGCCGGAAAGUACACAAAGUAUUUCGAGGAGAGACGAUCGGCAAAACGAACACAAACGACAGAGAUAAAUCCAUAAUCAGUUCAUAGUAUUUGUGUAGUAAUUUAAAUGCAUUAUUGUGAGCCGGGAAUGCUAUUUAAAGACCCGAUUUUGUCUCCGCUAGUCGCAUGUAGUGGCACAACAAUAGUCUGCAGAAACAUUCGAAUAUUUAAAGUGAAUUAUUUUUACCUUAACCUUGAUUGAGUCCGUGACAGUCCUAUGCGUUGAAAAAAUGAAGGUUGCCAGGAUUCAGAAUUCUCUUAAGGAUCUUAACAAAGACAUCGGGAAUUGUGAAAGGCAACUGUCCCGAGUGAUAAAGGUGAAUGACAGUAACGUAGAAACUGGACGGUCCCAGAACGCUGCUGCUACUGCUGCUGCUAGAAACGUCAAAUCAGCCUACCGGCAGCCAAAUACUUCGCAUAUAAGUAGAAGUUUAACAAAACAUUCAAGUGAAAAUCAGAAACUAAGGAGAUCACAUUCCUCCAGCAAAGGUUUAAGUGUGAACGAAAGAAACAUAAUAUGUAAAGAAGUAAUAAACAAAAAUGCCACUGUUGAGGUUGUGGUAAGAACAACAUCACCAAAGAAAAGAUCAAGAAGUGCUCAAGCCAGGCGAACAAACCAUGAAAUUCCGACUAGAGACAGUGCCAGUAGAAACAAAAGCUCCAACAACAAAGACUGCUCCUCUCAAAAUACUCAGAAGAAUGCUUCUUGGGGCCAUAUUUUUCAGCAUCAGAGUUCCUCCGCUGGCCAUCGGCAUAGGAACAAAGUGGCCCACGGCAAAGCAGGUCUGACUUUACACUAUACCAGCAGUGAAGAAGACCAAUCUAGUGAAGAAUCGGCUAAUUGGGCAUCCAGCGUCCCCCAUGGGAAAGGAAGAUCAACUCACAAAUCUCCUUACCGAUUCGGAAGUAGUGUAAAGAAUGGAGAUAUGAGCGAAAACUACUUGUCUUCAUUCAAUCCGUUACGCACUUUGAACUUUCUUGUCAAAGAGUUGCGUGGCAAAGUUCAUAAAAACUGUGAUGAAAAUAUGCAAAGAAUAGUGGAAGACAUGGAAAAAACCUUAUGCACUAUGUCUUUUGACGUGUGUCAAACAUCACCAACAGCUCCAUCAGCUAAAGUAGCUCCUCCAAGGUCUAAAACUAUUUCUGCUGAUCCAGGCGAAGUCAAGCAGAUCCCCUCCAAAGAAAGAAACAAGCCUAACCAUCAGGAGCGAGGUCACUUAAUCAAUGAAGCCUCUCCAAACCUUGUUGAUAGGCUGUUGACUACAGUUUCGCGUAUUACAAAAAUUACUGGUUUUCAUGAGAAUCAAAGUUUAAAUCCUUUAGUUCACCAAGACAAACAGUCAGCUUCGUUCAAACAAUCCCCCUCAAUUAAUUAUGCUGCUGAAAGUGUUCAGACUCAGCUGGAACAAGGAUGCAAACAACUAGAGGACACAUGCCGGCAGAUGGAAGAAACAUGUAAAAAUCUUGGGUUGCAAAAAAAUCAGUUGUUAGAGGAUUUGAAGAUAAAGACACAACAAUUAGAAACUGCUGUGGGAAAAAAUCAACAGUUAACCAUGUAUGCUGCUGAUCUGAGACAAGAAAUGGUUAGAGUCCAACAAGCAGCUGAACUGACACUUCAGGAGCAUAAAGAUUUAAAACAAAAAUUACUGAACCAGCAGCGUGAAAUACAGGAUUCUAAUAAUAAUUUAAAAAGGCAAUUAGAGGAAACUCUGCAAGAAAACCAACGUUUGAAAACAGAACUUCAGUUAUGCCAGCUUUACAAGGACAAAAUGAAUAUUUUUAUGUCAAACAAGGAUUUGGAAGUUGCUAAGCUUAAAAAAGAAAUAGUGGAUAUAAACACACUUGUAGCAGAGCAGUUAUCCAACAUUCGCUCUCUCUCCCAAAGAAAGGGCUCUCCAAAUAAUUUUGGUGAUAUAAUAGAGGCUUUCAGUCAAUUGCAUGAUACAAUUGAUAGUGCUAAUAGCACUUUUGAACCUGCACUCCUAAGAAGGGAAGAGUUCAGAAACCAUUUAGGUGAUGGAGAAGGUAGCAGGAGCCGCCCUAUCUGUUCAUCACCAACAUCUAGUGUUAAUUCGUCCCUUUAUAGCUCAUGGCACUUGAUGAGUGACAUCAUGGCUGACAAUGAGUCAGGAAAACGAGAUGGGCAAAAGGGAUUGUUGACUUUGCCAAAGGAUGGAGCUGUAAAAAAUUCAAAGGAUACUAUCAAAAGUUCACCCACCCCUGUUGAGCCACCUGUUCAAGAAAAAUCUGAAAAAGAUGAAUCUGACGGCAAAAUUUCAGUGGAGAAAAGUGCUAGUGAACUAAAAGCGGGGCUCCAUGAUAUGUUUCAUCAGCUAAAGAAGCAGACAUCCGAAGCUGUGAAUAUUGCCCUUCCUAGCCCACCAAGAAUCUUCAACCAGGGCCAAGAAACAUUGGGUGUAUCCCAGUGGACAGAACUUUCAGCCUCGGAAUCCACAGUACUUUUCCAUUCCAGUGAAGAAUCAGAUUAAAUGUGAUGCACUCGCUAGUUAACAACACUUUUGAUAAAAGUUUUCAUAUUUUAAUACACUUUUCACAUUUCUGCUGUGUUCUUUUAUCAUUCGUAUUUUUGAUGUGUCAACUUGUCUUUCAAAUUUUAUAUGUUUUUUUAAAUUUUUUUACUGUGUGUCUCUUUGGUACAAUUAUAAUUUUUAUUUUUCCUAAUGUAUGCUCUAUUUUGUAAUACCUGUAUCAUGUGAAAAUUUUAUGUGAAUGACGAGAUGGCGAUGAAUUAGAACUGUAUGAAGUGAACUAACCCGUUGGGUUCACCCAGAAAAAAAUUUGCAAGUGGGCCUGUAAAUAUAACUAAAAAUCAUCUAGUGGAAAAGCCCAAGACUAGCCUCAUAGGAAAGUCAAAGGUGUCUUAGUACAAAUGUAUGUAUGUUCUUGGAUUUCCCUGAAGUUCCAAAUUAAAGUGCCAUAUUGGUAUAAAUAACUUAA